AUGCAAGAAGGUACGUGUCGUCCGGACGAGUACGAGCAUACGACAGUCGACGUUAUGUACGUAGCUAAGAAUAUACCAGGACCGGGUAUCGAUCUUGACGAUUUUGAAUCGGAAUUUAGCAUCGGUUGUGACUGUCAGGAAAAUAAUUGUUCAAUAAAUUGUUCGUGCACGCGUGGAUUACCGAACUAUCAAGAAGGACGUUUGAACUUUAAAAAAUCAUCGGAAUUAAUAAUCGAAUGUAAUCCACGUUGUUCUUGCAACGAGAAUUGUCUUAACAAAUUGGUCCAGCAUGGUCCAUUGGAUUGUUUAGAGAUAGUACCGACUUCGGGGAAAGGUCUUGGUUUACGAACCAGAAGAAAAAUAUCGAAGAAUAGAUUCAUUUGCGAAUACGCCGGUGAAGUGAUAGGCAUUGAAGAAGCUAGGAAUCGAGCUGAAAACAACAAACGCGAUUGCCUUAUGAAUUAUGUUCUCGUAGUUACGGAACACAUUGGUUAUCGCAAAAUUAUCACCUGCAUUGAUCCCAAAUAUUUUGGCAAUAUUGGACGUUACUGCAAUCACAGCUGUCGACCCAAUGCUGCACUCGUCCCGGUUAGGGUGGAGUCAAACUUUCCGAGACUCUGUCUCUUCGCUAUAAGAGACAUCGACAUCGAUGAAGAGAUAACAUUUGAUUAUUCUGGUGGUUUGGAUAAAUCUUCGGACAAUGCCAGUGAUACACCUUGCCAUUGUGGUGCUGAUUGUUGUCUUGGUUUUUUGCCGAAUUUUCCAAUUUAGCAGUCCAAACGGACCUUCCUUUUUAUUUACUUUUUUUUUCUUACAGUAUUUUUUUUUUUCGUUAUAAUUAUAUUUUUUUCCCAAUCGACUCCUUUUCCGGCAAUGCCCGUUCAAACACCGCAUAAUGAACGGGGCAGAUACACAUUGAGAAAAUAGACACGAAAAAUGCUCCUUCGUAAUGGACAAAAUUUUCAGAAGGAUUCGAUUUUAAAUCGUCGCAAAUCGAAACUUUCAUCAAAGCACGUCGUCAUCCCCGUGCAUGUACAUAUUAUACAAUUUCUUUGUACCAAUACUCGAAUCGUUAGAAAAACAACGAACACACACGAAACAGCGAUUUUUAAAAUUAGUUCGUACCAUUUUAUCAACCGACGUGUUUUACACGAGCGUUGAACGCUUCGUGAAAUCAUUGAUACUCUACGAAAUAAUUGGUUACAUUCGGAAUCUAUGGAAAUUGUUAAUUGUCGAUGAAAAAAUAAAGUGUAUAUUGUUGAGUACGAAUUCACUUGUCAAACCCGUAUGAAAUGGUUUUCAAAACUUCGACCAUUGCCGAUUUUUUUCUGAAACAAUAAAAUAUAUGCAAGUUAUUUUUA
Molecule: messenger RNA, 1361 nt
Organism: Venturia canescens
Lineage: Eukaryota; Metazoa; Arthropoda; Insecta; Hymenoptera; Ichneumonidae
Product: probable histone-lysine N-methyltransferase set-23
Exons: 1
Coding region: 1-771 (256 amino acids)
Cellular component (GO): nucleus
Molecular function (GO): histone methyltransferase activity; protein binding; zinc ion binding
Source: RefSeq, a predicted model, not a curated record